[Torrubiella] hemipterigena is the source of this 2192-nucleotide messenger RNA. NCBI's taxonomy places the organism in Eukaryota, Fungi, Ascomycota, Sordariomycetes, Hypocreales, Clavicipitaceae. The record is from the annotation of a GenBank genome assembly.
ACUGAGGCUGCUGCCAUUUGCAAUCCGUUUUCUUCUUCUCCAACAUCUCCAACAUCCAUUUUGUCUGCUUGUUCUGAAACGAUACUGCACCACAUCUUGCUCAUUACCGAUUGUAUUUAUUAUCAAAUGUAUUAAUUCCAACAUCACCACAUUCGUCGCCAUGAAGAGCAUGAGGGCAGGCCUCGUCGCCCGCACCAGCUGCACGAGGCACGCCACUACAAGGCGGCGAUUUGCAACAUCAGCAGCAGCAGCAACUCCCUCUACCGAAUCACAUACACAGACUCAACUUGCACCGUCACGGAGAGAAAAGAUCCGCGAUGCGAAACCCUUUUCCGACUUCCUUACCGACAACUUCCGCAGGCAGCAUGAUUACCUGCGCAUCUCCAUCACCGAGCGGUGCAACUUGCGCUGCCUUUACUGCAUGCCCGAAGAGGGCGUGCCUCUUUCUCCGAACCGCGACCUUCUCACAACGCCAGAAAUUGUCAUGCUGUCUUCCAGCUUCGUCUCGCAGGGCGUUACUAAGAUUAGGCUCACAGGCGGCGAGCCGACAGUGCGCAGCGACAUUCUGCCGCUGAUGAGUCAGAUCGGCUCGCUUCGAAGCCAUGGACUGAAGGAGCUGUGUAUUACUACAAACGGCAUCUCGCUGCAUAGAAAGCUCGACAGCAUGGUGGAGUCGGGGCUCACGGGGAUAAACCUGAGCUUGGAUACGCUGGACCCGUGGCAGUUCCAAAUCAUGACGAGGCGAAAGGGCUUCGAGGCCGUGCAGAAGAGCAUCGACCGCAUUCUGGAAAUGAACAAGCUGGGCGCCGGCGUAAAACUCAAGAUUAACUGCGUGGUCAUGCGUGGCGUCAACGACCGUGAAAUCCUGCCGUUUGUUGAGUUGACACGCGAAAAGGACCUCGAGAUCCGUUUUAUUGAGUACAUGCCCUUUGACGGCAACAAAUGGAGCAAGGGCAAGAUGCUGGGCUACGACGAAAUGCUGGAUAUGAUUCGGGAGCAGCACCCGACGCUGAGCAAAGUCCAAGACCACAAGAACGACACUUCAAAGACAUGGCAUAUCCCAGGUUUUGCGGGACGCCUCGGCUUCAUCACCAGCAUGACACACAACUUUUGCGGUACCUGCAACCGCCUGCGCAUUACCAGCGACGGAAAUCUUAAGGUCUGUCUAUUUGGCAACGCCGAAGUCUCCCUACGAGAUAUUCUCCGCCAGUCCAACAACGGCGAGCCCAUUGACGAACAAGCGUUUGAAGCGCUCAAGACGUUAAAAACCGAGCGCCAGCAAAACUCGGCACUUACUGGCCAACCGCUUGGUACACCACCCAACGAAGCGGAACUGCUCGAUGUCAUUGGCAUGGCGGUAAAGAGAAAAAAGGCUAAACACGCCGGCCUCGGAACGCUGGAGCACAUGAAGAACCGGCCCAUGAUUUUGAUAGGCCACAACACACCACCAUCUCUAACAGGCCCGAUCUCGCCACGCGGCAAGGCCCUGCUAUCCAACCACUUCGCCAUGCCAACAUCUACUUUCUCCCCAUCUACGCGCUACUUUUCAACCUCUGCCCGACGUUUAAAAGACGACGACGGCACACUCAAACUUACACACGUCUCCGAGUCGGGCGCGGCACACAUGGUUUCAAUUUCCGAUAAGAACGUGACGUCUCGCAUCGCCAAAGCAGCAUGCACCGUGCGCUUCUCUGAGUCGAGCCCAGCCCCGGGACUCAUUCUUUCCAACACACUCAAGAAGGGCGAUGUGCUGGGCGUCGCACGCAUAGCGGGCAUCAUGGCAGCCAAGCGCACGCCAGACCUGAUCCCGCUGUGCCAUCCGAUUCCGAUCUCCAAGGUCUCUGUGGAUCUCGAGCUCGAUCCUGCAGGGAACAAGGUGGAGGUUGUAGCGACGGUAGCGUGUGAUGGUAAGACGGGCGUAGAGAUGGAGGCGCUUACGGCGGCGAGUAUGGCGGCCUUGACAGUGUAUGAUAUGUGUAAGGCGGUAGAUCGGGGGAUGGUGGUGGAAGGGCUGCGGGUAGUGUUGAAGGAUGGUGGUAAGAGUGGCCGAUGGGAGAUGGACUAGUGGUUGUCACUAUAUCUACAUGAUCACCAAUCUAUGGUACAGAUUGACUGCCAAUGGCUGUGAUAGAUUACCUUGGUGUAGUGUUAAUACUUUAUGGAAUUGAUGUUUAAAAGUCACGGCGUCGGAA